GACAAGACAACGGUAACGUGGGAAGAGCAAGGUGGAACGAAAGACCAAGCAGACUGACGCACGUCUGAAUCAAUAAUAUAUUCUCGCUGUCUCAGUUUCACCGAUGAAUCAGCCAUGACCAUUGACAGCAGCAGCAGCAUUCCGGAGCCGCGCUUAUGACCUUCGCCACAGCCGUCUCUUAUCUCACCUUACUAGUAUCUCACAUCUCAAAGGCAAUACGACGCUAUUAUGCCGCCAUCCAAGCCACCAGUUCCUAGGGCCGCCGAGCCCAUCUACGGCCAGUCCUUCGAUCCAUGGAACUCAUCAUCUACAGGCCAUCAACGCGCCGAGAAUCGGCUGGGCGGUAGCACGGGGUGGCGGGACUCGCGGAACCGAAAGUUGAUGAGCCAGUUCACCGGUGGCGCCGGGGGCGGCAAACGAGUUUCAGAUACGGUGGGAGAAGGGUCGCAGGACUGGGAUCCGAAAGCCAAAGCCCUGAUCACGCCAGAGAUGCGGUCGCGAGCGCAGAGCUCUGUAUUCGACAUGCUGGCGAACCCUGGGUCCAUGAAGCCGUCCUCCUAUUCUUCUGGAUCUGCGCCUGCGCCGCCCUCCCUAAUGACAUCGAAUUCGGCUUCGUUUUCGAAUUUCGGGGAAAGCGCGUCGAAAAAGCCAGGUCCUAGCGAUAGUAUGACGGCCGAGGAACGUCUGAUGCUCCAGCGGAAAGAGGAGGACGACGCUAGAGAGCAAGCCAAGCAGCCGCGCGGGAUCUUCGACGGGGUCGUCGUGUACCUCAACGGGAGCACUCACCCGCUCAUCUCCGACCACAAGCUGAAGCACGUACUCGCCGAGCACGGUGGAAGCAUGUCGAGCCAUCUAGGCCGCAGAAAGGUGACACAUGUGAUUCUCGGCAGACCCGCGGCUGGCGGAUAUGGUGCUGGUGGCGGCCUCGCGGGCGGGAAGCUGCAGCGGGAGAUCUCGAAGAUGAGCGGGCCUGCCGUCAAGUUUGUCGGCGUCCAGUGGGUGCUCGAGAGCAUUAAGGCCGGUAAGAGAUUGCCCGAGGCGCGGUUCGCGGACCUCAAGAUUGCGGCCAGGGGCCAGCAGAGCGUGUAUGGCUUGUACUCGAGACAGAAGGAUACGACAUCCGCCGAUGUCGAUGAGUCUCAGCCGCCACCGAGUGCGCAGCCGAGAUGAUGAUUAGACGGAUGGGAAGCUUUGAGGCUGCAUAUCGGGUUAUGGGCAUAUGAGGAUCUGCGUUCUGGGCGUUUCGGUAAUCUAGGGUUCGCUGCAUUGAGAUAUGAGGUGCAUAGAAGAGGGGUUGCAUGAAGCCGUCACUAUGACUGGCGAACUGGUAUAGAUAUAUGGCAUUCUGAAAUCGAGGCUCGUUGCGUUAACAAUCCCUGCUGUUCAUGAAAAGAUGUCGUGUAGUAUAUGAGAGUACAUUGCGAUUCUAUCAAUCUCUGGGGGUUCUACUGGCAAGUGUAGUACUUCAUUUUCACCUUUUAAACCGGCUCUCAUUCUUAACUCUCGUACGAUGCUCCGCUACACCCCGUUCUUAGGAUUGAAGGCUAGCUUGUAAGAUUUCCAACCCUUAGGGUCAAGCGAGUCGGUCAGAUUGCCUGUCCAUCUAAUCCUUUGUGGGACAAGUAUUUGAAAAAAUUUAGGGUACCUGUCAGCUCACUCAUUCAUGAAACUAGCGCCCGCUUGCUCGGUUAUGGUACAUCUUUUCAAAGCCAUGAUCGAGCUAAAUUAUUACAGCUUAUCUUGAGAAACCCGAG
Messenger RNA from Xylaria bambusicola, 1754 nucleotides. RefSeq names its product BRCA1 C terminus domain-containing protein. The transcript has a single exon. Gene Ontology annotation, cellular component: nucleus. Gene Ontology annotation, biological process: error-prone translesion synthesis; error-free translesion synthesis. The coding region runs from base 229 to 1170 and encodes 313 amino acids. Gene Ontology annotation, molecular function: DNA-directed DNA polymerase activity; deoxycytidyl transferase activity. The record is from RefSeq and is a predicted model, not a curated record. Lineage: Eukaryota; Fungi; Ascomycota; Sordariomycetes; Xylariales; Xylariaceae.